This is a messenger RNA of Trichoderma harzianum CBS 226.95, 1023 nucleotides long. RefSeq lists its product as hypothetical. Lineage: Eukaryota; Fungi; Ascomycota; Sordariomycetes; Hypocreales; Hypocreaceae. The transcript has 2 exons. Bases 1 to 1023 code for a protein of 340 amino acids. The record is from RefSeq and is a predicted model, not a curated record.
AUGGCGCCUAGCUACGCUAAAGAUCAGCCUACCGGGUUCGAGAACCAUAUACAGCGGGUGGCAAUCGUCGGAGCUGGUGGCCAAAUCGGCAAGCAUAUUGCUGAAGAGCUAGUCAAGACUGGGAAGCACACUGUCACCGCCAUCUCUCGUAUCGGCAGCAAGAGCCCCUUGGCUGAAGGUGUCAAGGUUGCCCAUGUUGAUUAUGACAACGAGCAAUCUAUUGUAGACGCCCUCAAAGGCCAACAGUUCCUCUUCAUCUCGCUGGCUGUUACCGCUCCUCCCGAUACCCAGGACAAACUAGUCAAGGCGGCCGCCAAAGCUGGAGUCCCCUGGGUCAUGCCAAAUGGUUAUGGCACCGACCCGCUCAACGAGAAGCUUGGUGACGAGAACUUCAACGGCAAGGGCCUUCGCGCUGGAAUUAAGAGUGUUGAGGAUGCUGGAUUCUCUUCUUGGGUGCUCUUGACUACCUCGUUCUGGUACGAGUUCUCUCUCAGCCUCGGCGCGAACACCUGGGGAAUUGACUACCACAACAAGAAGGCAACCUUUUUCGAUGAUGGCAAAACCCUCAUCAACACAUCCACCUGGGCUCAGAGUGGUAGGGCUGCUGCAGCUCUGGUGAGCCUGAAAGUCCUUCCGGAAGACGAGAACGACAAGUCUGUCACUCUGUCACAGUGGCGCAACAAACCCGUCUAUGUUGCCAGUUUCCUAGUAUCCCAAAGGGACAUACUUGAUAGUAUUCAGCGGGUGACUGGAACAACGGAUAAAGACUGGGAGAUCAGCUUUGAGUCUUCCAAAGAACGCUGGGAAAACGGAGUUAAGGCAUUAAAGGAGGGUAACAGACAAGGCUUUGUCAGAGCCAUGUAUUCUCGCACCCACUUUCCUAAUGGCGAUGGAAACCUCCAGGACAAGUAUGGGCUUGCCAACGAUGCCUUGGGACUUCCCAAGGAAGACUUUGAUGAGGCUACUAAGAGAGCGGUGGGAAUGUUGGAGGCUCGUUACGACCCCCAUGCUAGGGCACAUUAG